This is a messenger RNA of Zingiber officinale, 717 nucleotides long. Its product is annotated as proline-rich receptor-like protein kinase PERK10. The record is from RefSeq and is a predicted model, not a curated record. The coding region runs from base 1 to 717 and encodes 238 amino acids. The transcript has 3 exons. NCBI's taxonomy places the organism in Eukaryota, Viridiplantae, Streptophyta, Magnoliopsida, Zingiberales, Zingiberaceae.
AUGGACGAGAUUCCAGACGGGGCAUUCCCUUCUUUCAAAGAUGAUGAUGACUUGUUUCUCCUCCCCGAGCCACCUACUGAUGCUGAACCUAGCCUCCCUGAGCCCCCUGCUGACAAUGAUCCUGGAUCUGAAGUCUUAACCCGUGCCUCAGAGGUUCAGCCUCUUCCUCUGAGUGACAUGGAAAUCAUGAGGUGGGGUCGGGUCAUUUUACAAAGAAGAGCACUCCCCUACUCAUUUUCGACUUCAAUCGGUGGGGCUUCCCCGGCCAAUACUCCCCCCGACCUGCUCAACGAGGGUGUUCUGGUGUCCGACCCGCCCCCUUGGCUCGCCCUACUCGCCCCCGGACUGGAGGUGUCUCAGGCAGCUCGCCAAGCCCGUGCUACUAAUGAUCGCUUGAGCCAGGAUGCCCCUUCUGCUUCUAGACGUAGGGCUCAGCUACAUUCUGAUGAUUCUGAUUCGGAUGAUCAGCCAUUGGCUCAGAGACGUCGACGCCGAGCCCCUCGUCCUGUGUCAGACUCAGACCCGUCCUCUAUCCCUUCUCCUCCUCCUCCGGUUGCAGCUGCCUCUCUUCCACCUCCUAUUGUGACUCCGCCUCCUGUCCCGAGCCAGGCAGAUGUUUCGCCGAAUCCCACCGCAAUUCCAGUUGAGCCUCCCACUGCUCAACCUUCUCCUCCAGCUCAACUUCCUACGCAACCUUCUACGUCACCGCAGCACUAG